This is a messenger RNA of Artibeus jamaicensis (Jamaican fruit-eating bat), 3008 nucleotides long. It is a transcript of the gene PDE1B, whose product is annotated as phosphodiesterase 1B. Gene Ontology annotation, biological process: signal transduction. Gene Ontology annotation, molecular function: 3',5'-cyclic-nucleotide phosphodiesterase activity. Bases 62 to 1669 code for a protein of 535 amino acids. The record is from RefSeq and is a predicted model, not a curated record. Lineage: Eukaryota; Metazoa; Chordata; Mammalia; Chiroptera; Phyllostomidae. The transcript is spliced from 16 exons.
CGGGCCGAGCCUAGAGACGUCGGCCUGGCUGGUCCACGCCAGCCGCAGACAGGGGCUGAGCAUGGAGCUGUCCCCUCGCAGCCCUCCCGAGAUGCUGGAGUCGGAUUGCCCGUCACCUCUGGAGCUGAAGUCAGCCCCCAGCAAGAAAAUGUGGAUUAAGCUUCGGUCGCUGCUACGCUGCAUGGUGAAGCAGUUGGAGAAUGGGGAGGUCAACAUCGAGGAGCUUAAGAAAAACCUGGAGUACACAGCUUCCCUGCUGGAGGCCGUCUAUAUAGAUGAGACUCGGCAAAUCUUGGACACAGAGGACGAGCUUCAGGAGCUUCGGUCAGAUGCUGUGCCUUCAGAGGUGCGGGACUGGCUGGCCUCCACCUUCACCCAGCAGGCCCGAGCCAAAGGCCGCCGAGCAGAGGAGAAGCCCAAGUUCCGCAGCAUCGUGCACGCUGUGCAGGCUGGGAUCUUCGUGGAACGGAUGUUCCGGAGAACGUACACCUCUGUGGGUCCCACCCAUUCCACUGCGGUCCUCAACUGCCUCAAGAACCUGGACCUCUGGUGCUUUGAUGUCUUUUCCUUGAACCGGGCAGCAGAUGACCAUGCUCUGAAGACGAUUGUUUUUGAGUUGCUGACUCGGCAUAGCCUCAUCAGCCGCUUUAAGAUUCCCACGGUGUUUUUGAUGACUUUCCUGGAUGCUUUGGAGACAGGCUAUGGGAAGUACAAGAACCCUUACCACAACCAGAUCCAUGCAGCUGACGUCACCCAGACAGUUCAUUGCUUUUUGCUUCGCACGGGGAUGGUGCACUGCCUGUCAGAGAUCGAGAUCUUGGCCAUCAUCUUUGCAGCAGCCAUCCACGACUAUGAGCACACAGGCACUACCAACAGCUUCCACAUCCAGACCAAGUCAGAAUGUGCCAUCCUAUACAAUGACCGCUCAGUGCUGGAGAAUCACCACAUCAGCGCUGUUUUCCGAAUGAUGCAGGAUGACGAGAUGAACAUUUUCAUCAACCUCACCAGGGAUGAGUUUGUAGAGCUACGGGCGCUGGUCAUUGAGAUGGUGUUGGCCACAGACAUGUCCUGCCAUUUCCAGCAAGUGAAAUCCAUGAAGACGGCCUUGCAGCAGCUGGAGAGGAUCGACAAGUCCAAGGCCCUGUCUUUGCUGCUCCACGCUGCAGAUAUCAGCCACCCGACCAAGCAGUGGUCAGUUCACAGCCGCUGGACCAAGGCCCUCAUGGAGGAAUUCUUCCGCCAGGGCGACAAGGAGGCAGAGCUGGGUCUGCCCUUUUCUCCACUGUGCGACCGCACUUCCACUCUCGUGGCACAGUCCCAGAUUGGUUUUAUCGACUUCAUUGUGGAGCCCACAUUUUCUGUGCUGACUGAUGUGGCUGAGAAGAGUGUCCAGCCCCUGGCGGAUGAGGACUCCAAGUCUAAAAAUCAGCCCAGCUUCCAGUGGCGCCAGCCUUCUCUGGACGUAGAAGUAGGAGACCCCAACCCUGAUGUGAUCAGCUUCCGCUCCACUUGGACCAAAUACAUUCAGGAGAACAAGCAGAAAUGGAAGGAGCAGGCAGCGAGUGGCAUCGCCAACCAGAUGUCCAUUGAUGAGCUGUCUCCCUGUGAGGAGGAGGCUCCGCCCUCCCCUGCUGAAGAUGAACACAACCAGAAUGGGAAUCUGGACUAGCCUGGGGCUGGCCCAAGUCCUUAGUGAGUCCAAAAUGUUUGAUGUCAUCAGCACCAUCCAUCCGGACUGGCUCCCCCAUCUGCUCCAAGGGAGCGUGGAGGUCGAGGAACACACAACCCACCCAAAGGCCAAAUGCUAGAGAUUGUGGGGUUGGGGGGAGGGCCCCUCCCCACCCGAUACCCAUUGGGUCGCACUUUAAUCUCCUGGCAGUGAGACUGGGGAACUUCAGGCUCCCAAUGGUCACUGUGCCCAUGUCCCUGCCUCUGGACUCCCCCUAUGGCCAGAUGGCUGUGUUGGAAAGGGGAGCUUCCUGGAGGCUUCCCAGGGCCUGGGGGGAGGGUCAGAGAUGCCAGCCCCUGGGCCCUCCCCCAUCCUUUUUGCCUCCAAGUUUCUAAGCAAUACAUUUUGGGGGUUCCCUCAGCCCCCCACCCCAGAUCUUAGCUGGAAGGUCUGGGUCCCCCAUUUCCUCCCCGGGAGGGGCUGGAAUAGUAUUGAAAGCUGGGGGGUUUUAAAGCCCUAUGUAUGUGGAGGGAAGUGGGCUUCUUCAGGGCACAGUAUCUUGCUAGGGACUGGGAAUGAGGGGGACAGCCUCUUUACCCUAGACCUGUGCUGCUUCAGCCCCAUCCCCGGCUCGACCCCUUGCAGUCUUGCCUCUCUCCCAUUCUAUAACGGCAGCUGGAGACAAGGACCAGGGGCUGAGAGGAGGUCUUUCCUGGGGUGCUCAAGAGCUUGGGACCAGUCUAGGCCCCUGGGGCUUGCUGUCUGCCAUGGCUAAUGCCUGAGCCCUUUGCCUCCUUCUCUCCCCUGGGGCUGGGAGUCUCCCAUCCGACCAAUGUCUGUAAAGUGCUUUGAGUCUGCCCAACAAAGCACCUUCAGGAUGCACCUUAUGAGCACAGGCAGAAGAGAAUGGCUGGGUCAGGGUCAAGGGUGCACGGUGGGGGAGGAUCCCUUUCCUUUCUCACCCUCCAUCACUGGCCCAGCAGCAGGCACCAAGAGGUCCCUCCUGUAGGACAGGUGGGGGAGUGGCUGGUAGAAGGCAGAUAGGGAGGGGCUCAUGGCUGCUGCUGUCAUGCAUUUGAAGAGCCCAGCCAGGCCCCCUGCCCCUUCCUCUGCUCAGGCUCCUCUCCCCGCACCCGGUGACCAAGUGACUAUCCUUCUCCUUUCUUGUAAAUACCAACCAUGCAUUUGUACAGUGGGUCCUGUUUGUGUGAAGUCCAUAUCCAUGGUCUCUUACACCUGCCACCUGUCCCUCCUGGCCCACCCUGAGUGGGGCAGAUGCAUGUGACUUGCCCCUGCCCUUGGUCUCCCAGAACCCUGCUAUAGUCAGAGAUCAAUAAAG